ACAAUUAACCUAGUUAACCAACCCACGCAUACUAACGUGCCUAUCCCUCGAUAUAACCAUCUCGUUUUUGAGCAGUUCACUCCUUUGAUUAUUAUCGUUUCACAACUCAUGUUUGAUGCUAGAAUUGUGAUGAUGAUAAAGGAAGUUUGGCCCCUCUCUAGUCCUUUUAUAAAGACUUUCAUUCGAGGAAGUCUAUUAGGGGACUAGGAAACAUUAAUUUACCCUAAACCAACUAUGAAAACAUGUUUGAUUAUGUUGCCAAGGAGUGAGAGUACUUAAUAUGGGCCCGUCUCUGAUUCUUUGUUUAAUUAAUGGGCUUUAACGAGCUUCGUCUUUAAUAGUAGGCCCAAUAAAAGCUGGAAUCUGUUGAUGGCGGGGGUGGAGGUCAAACUAUCUCUCACUUGCAAAGUCACAAUCAAUCUGGGGUGAUUUUUGGAUACAUUGAUCACUAGCAUGUGCUUUUCGUAUAUCUUUACAUCUUGUUGGAUUAUUUGUUUUGUUGGAUAACUUGUCUGAGGAACCUAUAAGGCUAGAUAUCUAUAAUAAUAAAGGAGGAUUUUCUCUCACCAGAGGCUGCCACGUCAGCAAGGAGGAUGGGGGGGUUUUGCGCCACGUCACUACCUUUAACCUGCGUUAAAUCUCAUUUACGGACUGUCUUGGGCUUCGUCGAUUGGGCUUGGUUGUUUUGUGCUUAGUCACACUGGAGAUAUGAAUAUUGUUCUCAUUAGUCUUAAGCCCAUCUUAAUAUGCACUUCAUAACAAACCCUAUCACCUUCCCUUCGUGGUGCCUUUGAUCUGAGAAACGGCUGCACCUCCAGUAAUGGCUGCAUUAACCCUUGCAUUCAAUCUCAGUAAUGUCAACCCCCACUAUGUAGCAUUACUCAUCAGCUCUGUCCUCGUCAUCUUCUCCAUGAUUUCAAACCUAUAAAUUGGCGUCUCUGGAUAGAUGGUUUCCACAGAUUAUUCACUCCUCUCAACUCAUAAUUCAACAACAUCCUUCCAAGAACGAUGGCAGCUUCCCAGAUAUGGCCUUCCGAGUUCAAGCCAGAGGGUUGUGAGGAAGCGGCCGUGGGGGAGAUAUGCGGCAGAGAUCCGUGACCCGGUAAAGAAAACCCGGGUUUGGCUCGGGACAUUUGAUACGGCGGAGGAAGCCGCUAGAGCUUACGACACCACCGCUAGAGAGUUUCACGGCUUCAAAGCAAAAACUAAUUUCUCUCUUCCCGGUGAGUCUCCGACGAGCGACGGUUCCAUCGGCCGGUCGGAGAUGACAACGCGCCGGAUAGAGAUGGUGGGGAGAUUCCCGUUUGCAUGGCACCGGCAGAAUAAUGUCUCCAGCGGGUUACCACCGAAUGUUGCCGGCUUUUUCUUCGAUCCGUCAAGGGCUGCUGCAUUAAGGGUUGAGCUUUCUCAAGUCUAUCCGGUUCAGUUUGAUCCGGUUAAUAUCGAGCUGAGUAUUGGUAUUCCAGAGACCGUAAAGGUUCAUUUUUUGGUGUCGAAACACUUGAAUUGGGCUCAAAUCUGAUCAAGAUUAGCGAGAAGAUUGAAGAUUAGUGGAAAAUAAAAGAGAAGAAAGGAUAUGUAGGAUUAUCACAGAAGAUGAUGCUACCAUCAAAUGGCUCUUUGGAAGUGAUAGAAAGCUCUGCUACCACCACCCUUAAUUCGGGUCAACUCAAGAAACUGGCUAAAUUCAAUCAACAAAAAGUGAAUCAGUGUCAAAGUUUUCAUCUAAAUGAUGUAUAUGAACAAACGCAGUGGUGAGUUUAAUGAAAGUUGUUGGAGCACGGUGGAGAAGUGGUGGCAUUGUAUUGGCGAGUGAUGGCCAUAACGGUAUAUUGAAUCACCAGGAAGCGGUGUGCUCAUGGCAUGGCUGUGAUGGUUGUGUAAUUUUCCAAAAAAAUACAGAGGAGACAAAGAAACAGACGUCGAGAAGAGAUGAGUUUUUGCAUCAGCAAUUUUUGUAUUCAGAAGCCAUGGAGGCCAGAUCGAAGGUGUAUAUAAGGACGUGUCGGCAAAGCCAGAAAAAAAAGUGUUAUUACUUAAUCGACAAGAAGCCUAAAGCCUUAAUGAACUCAAAAAUAUCAGUGUGUGAAAGCAAAUUUGGAAGUGUGCUGGCUAGAGUUAGUAGAAUCAUAUUAUGAUCAAGUUAUAUAUGGGUAAGAACGCAUUACACAGAAUCCAUAUUGCUUGAAUUUUUCUCA
Molecule: messenger RNA, 2198 nt
Organism: Brassica rapa (field mustard)
Lineage: Eukaryota; Viridiplantae; Streptophyta; Magnoliopsida; Brassicales; Brassicaceae
Product: ethylene-responsive transcription factor 9
Biological process (GO): regulation of DNA-templated transcription
Molecular function (GO): DNA binding; DNA-binding transcription factor activity
Source: RefSeq, a predicted model, not a curated record